AAUUGAAGGAAUUCCGAACUGACCGAAUUACAACGAGAGACUAGAUUCGAGUUUGUAGUUAUUCUGCUACCUGACGUUUUGGCUAGCCAUCUCUUCAAGAUUGUUUAGUCCGUCCUUUGAUUUUUACGAUCAUGUACAAGUUGAAGCCGGUCGUCCGUGCUCCUCCGUUGAUUGAAAACACAUGCCGUAUGUAUAAGCUCAAAGAUUUACAACAGAUAUCGUUCGCCGAGGUGCCGAAGAGCGACAAGUCUGACAAGUUGCAGGACAAUUUAGAUGAAACAGAAUUAUCUGACCAAGAAAUUCAAGUACUCUUAAAAAAACAAAAUGAAAUUAUCAAAACAUUAGAACAACUUGAACUUAGAUUAAAUAAAUUAGAUGUAAAAUUCCCUGAUUUAAAGGAAAGUGUACCCCUUCCAGAAAAACAACAAUCAAUUCAGUGUAAUGUUCAUAAAAAACAUGAAAGCAGUCUUAAGUCUGUAGUCAAUGAUAACAUUGAAAAUCUGAUAAAAAAUGAUACUGUUGUGUUUGCUGAUCCAGAAGAUCCACCUUAUUCUCUAUUGACUUUACCAAUCUUGUGGCCAACAGUUGCAUGGGAUAUUUCUUAUCACAUACAUUCAUCUGUAUCAAAAGAUUUGAAAGCAUUAGAAACCAUUAAAGCAUUCAAAAAUGUGAUUUGUAAAAACUCUAAGAACAUUGUAAAAGUCUUUGUAAUAUGGCAACACAUUAAGCCUAGUCCUAAAGUGGUCACAUCUCCAACAGAGUCAUCUAUCGGUGAAGUAUCGUUAUUACGGAUAUUCAAUCAAUAUCUACCGCUGUAUGAUGCUGAUCAAAUAAAAUCUGAUAAAACUUUAGACCUAGUAAAUGAAAUUGGGUAUUCGGAAAAUGAUCGAACUACAGAACUGUAUCACCUGAUUAAGGAUUCAAAUACAAAACUGAACAUUACAAAUAUUGUUAUAUGGUCUUUGUUGUACAAAAAAAGUAAACACCCACUAAACAUAGAAAAGUGGUUAUCAUACUUUACAAAAAUUAUAAUUGUGUAAAAAAUUUCUUAUAAAAAAUAAAAUAUUUAUUUACUUAGA
Melanaphis sacchari is the source of this 1079-nucleotide messenger RNA. RefSeq lists its product as uncharacterized. Gene Ontology annotation, cellular component: aminoacyl-tRNA synthetase multienzyme complex. NCBI's taxonomy places the organism in Eukaryota, Metazoa, Arthropoda, Insecta, Hemiptera, Aphididae. Bases 132 to 1040 code for a protein of 302 amino acids. The record is from RefSeq and is a predicted model, not a curated record. The transcript has 4 exons.